This is a messenger RNA of Exophiala spinifera, 900 nucleotides long. RefSeq lists its product as uncharacterized. Bases 1 to 900 code for a protein of 299 amino acids. The transcript is spliced from 4 exons. Lineage: Eukaryota; Fungi; Ascomycota; Eurotiomycetes; Chaetothyriales; Herpotrichiellaceae. The record is from RefSeq and is a predicted model, not a curated record.
AUGGUGUUGGCAGCAGAUCCCUAUUACAAUCGCAAACCGGUCCCUGAUGACCUGAUCAAGGAUGUCGGCCUUACAGGCCUUUCGCCUGAAGAGGAGUACUGGAACCGCGAGCGCAAGUACAGCGUCGAUGGCGUCGAUGUUAGGAAGUUCAGCAACAGCAGAACAGGGGGCAUCGAGCCUCAAGCGGACCCGUACUAUGGCCGCAGACGGGUCUCUAACGCCGAGAUUCAUGACGUCGGCAAGACAGGCCUCACACCGGAACAAGAGUUCUGGAAUCGUGAACGCAAAUACAGUCUCGGUGGUGUGGAUGUUCGAAAGUUUAGUAUGAGCAAAACAGGAGGAAUCGAACCACAAGAUGAUCCUUACUAUGGUCGCAGGAGAGUAUCCAACGCGGAAAUCGCUGGCCUCGGCGAAACGGGCAUGACUCCCGCUGAACAGUACGAAGUUCGGGAACGCAAGCAAUCCCUCUUCCAACUGUCGGACGACCCCUUCGAGAACAUUGCUGGCCGCCACCGAACGAGCAUCUCCGGCGUGGCAAGCGGCGCAUCAGCAGCAGCGACGACCCGCCGCCGCAGCUCAGCGGUUGCUCCAGAUGCGAUGGGUCCUUCGCACAGUGGAUACCAUGGCGAGCAUCUCGCUACCAUCGAGAGCAGGAAUGAACUAGCACCGAACAAUAUCCGAAAGACGAAUUCCACUGGGCAGACAGGUAGUUCGGCUACCUCGGACACGCUGGACCAUGGUACCACGAGCUCGUCGUCAGAGGCAGGGCCGUCAGCUUCCAACAGUCAUAACCACGCGGGAGAGCAUGCAGUGUUCCACGAUGCGGUGACAACGGGUCACGAUCAUAAUGUCCAAACUCCCCAGGAUCCAGAUAGCAUUGCUCCCCAUGAGAUACGAUGA